CGUGGGACAAGUGCACCUGCACCUAUCCCAUACUCCACAAUGGCAAGACUCGUCGGGGGGCUUCGGCUUUUCGUGGUCGUUUUCGUGUGUGCAUCUGUGAUCAUGUGCAUCUUCCACAUCUUUGUGGUGUGCGUUUGGGUCCUUCUGGGCUUUUGACCCGCGCCAUGUGUGCGCGGGACCAAAGCCCUAAGUGUCUUACUAUGUCUGUGAGCGUUUUGUAUUCUGAGUGCGUGCUAGGGCUUUUGCCCGCCCGCCCGGCUUGGUUCCUGAGACUUGCGCUAAGCGGGCCUAUGCGAGCGCCACCACCGCCUCCGCCGCGUGCUGUCCUGUGUGAGGACCGCGUGCCCAUCGUGCGCAGGUACCCGUCUAGCCAAGAGUGCGCCCGCGUGCGCAAGCCGCUUCCGGGCGCCGCGGCGCUGGGGGGCGGCCCCGCCAGGGGGUGGGUCACCGGGACUGGCCGGCGCCUGCCCCGUGCGCGCGAGGCGUGGGCGUGGGCGGGGGCCGCGGGGGGGGGACGACAGUACGAAAAGGCGGCGCGCGGGCCGCAGCCGCAGCUCCUCGGCGGCCCGCACCUAGCAGCGUGCGCCCCGCACCUAGCAGUGUGCGCCCCAGUGCAACCCUGGCUUUCCCUCCGCUGGACACCCGUGCCCCCUUCAUCGUCCGCAACCAGAAGCCCAGCGCAGCCCCCGGAGCCCCCUCUGCACCGCCGCCGCUCCCCGGACCGCGACCCAGGCCACCCCGAGAUGACCGCGACCGGAGCCCUCCUGCGCGUCCUCUUGCUCCUGCUGGCUUUCGGCCACAGCACCUAUGGAGCUGAAUGCGACCCAGCCUGCAACCCCAAAAAUGGAUUCUGCGAGGAUGACAACGUUUGCAGGUGCCAGCCCGGCUGGGAGGGUCCCCUGUGUGACCAGUGCAUAACCUCUCCUGGCUGCAUCAAUGGACUCUGCGAGGAACCAUGGCAAUGCCUCUGCAAGGAAGGCUGGGACGGGAAACUCUGCGACAUAGACAUGCGGGCUUGUACCUCAACCCCCUGUGCCAACAAUGGAACCUGCCUGGACCUCGAGAAGGGCCAGUACGAGUGCUCCUGCGCUCCUGGCUUCUCUGGGAAGGACUGCCAGAACAAAGCUGGGCCCUGUGUGAUCAACGGUUCUCCCUGUCAGCACGGGGGUACCUGUGUGGAUGACGAGGGCCGGGCCUCGCAUGCUUCCUGCCUGUGCCCCCCUGGCUUCUCUGGCAACUUCUGCGAGAUCAUUGCCAACAGCUGCACCCCUAACCCAUGCGAGAAUGAUGGCGUCUGCACCGACAUCGGGGGCGACUUCCGUUGCCGCUGCCCAGCUGGGUUCAUCGACAAGACCUGCAGCCGCCCGGUGAGCAGCUGCGCCAGUGGCCCGUGCCUGAACGGGGCCACCUGCCUCCAGCACACCCAGGUGAGCUACGAGUGUCUGUGCAAGCCCCCGUUCAUGGGUCCCACAUGCGCAAAGAAACGCCCGUCCAACCCCGUGCAAGUCACCCACCUGCCCAGCAACUACGGGCUCACCUACCGCCUGACCCCCGGGGUGCACGAGCUGCCAGUUCAGCAGCCCGAGCACCGCAUCCUGAAGGUGUCCAUGAAAGAGCUCAACAAGAGUACCCCUCUCCUCACCGAGGGACAGGCCAUCUGCUUCACCAUCCUGGGUGUGCUCACCAGCCUGGUGGUUCUGGGCACCGUGGCCAUCGUCUUCCUCAACAAGUGCGAGGCCUGGGUGUCCAACCUGCGCUACAACCACAUGCUGCGCAAGAAGAAGAACCUGCUGCUGCAGUACAACAGUGGGGAGGAGCUGGCGGUGAAUAUCAUCUUCCCAGAGAAGAUCGACAUGACCACCUUCAACAAGGAGACUGGCGACGAGGAGAUCUAAGCAGCGUUCCCCCAGGCCCCUCCCUCUUAUCCGGGUUCCUCAGAGCUCACUAUUUGCGGUCUGUGCUUCUCUUUGUGAUACCGCUUGCUCUCGCUUGUGUGACAUCUAGUGAACGCUAUGCUUACGUA
Phodopus roborovskii (desert hamster) is the source of this 2023-nucleotide messenger RNA. RefSeq names its product delta like non-canonical Notch ligand 1 (gene Dlk1). Lineage: Eukaryota; Metazoa; Chordata; Mammalia; Rodentia; Cricetidae. Gene Ontology annotation, molecular function: Notch binding; calcium ion binding. Bases 165 to 1895 code for a protein of 576 amino acids. The transcript has 5 exons. The record is from RefSeq and is a predicted model, not a curated record.